AGUAAACACAGAAUUGUAUGUGCAUUAAAGAUUUGAACCCGAGAAUAGCACGUUAAGGCCACCCAUGGCACGUCAUAUCACACACCGGUAAUUGGCAUUUGGCAUAAGACGGAGAAUUCGCCAAGCAUCUACCGUAUGUAGGCAUAUCUGCAUGUCUUUCACAUGGCGGACAGAGGGGAUUCAUCGGCGCUAGAGGCCUCUUGGAGUGACCUCAUUACCAACAAGGGUUGGAAUACGGUGGCUAUUCAAGGAGCCAUCCUCAAGGCCGACCUUGCCGGUUGUGCAAGGCCUAGACAUCUAAAUUCUCUGGAAGACAUCCCACAAUGGGUACAAGGAGUGAAGCCGUGCCUGUUACCAUGGGAGUACCCGAAGACGGGGAUCCUGGCCCCUCCGGCUGGGCACACACCCCACAUCAUAUAUCGCCCCGCUCAGGGCUUCAGCAAUGCCAGCAGCUUCAUAUCGUGGCACUCGAGCUGCAUCGACAACAUCGACAAGCAAGUGGCACUCAAAUUCACCACCACCGUGUCAACCCCCAACCUGGAGUGGGCGUUCUUGCUGGUUGCGGGACAUCUCCAGCCGCAAACCAGCAAAGCCCCCCACGCCGCUGGACGCCAGGCGGCUUCCAGCACCUCCUCCUCACCCGAGGCGGGCCCUGCCGCCGGGGCCUCCUCACCCGCAGCAUGCAGCAGCAGUGCGGCACGACCUCCUCCGCCGGCGUCGUCGCCUGUUCCUUGUUUCUUUGCGUACUUCCUUCCCUUCAACCCCGCCAGCGACGUGAAGAAAGGCGAGCCGCUGUGCCUUUCCUGGCUGAGCAGGAGGCUGAGGCAGCACCGGGAUGUACGGGAGGACCGGGACGUGCACGCCUGGCGCCAGGACCGCAGCCGCUGGCGGGUGCACCCGGCAACCGGCCUGCCCGAGGCGGAGCGAAACGUCACCCUGCACGCCUACGGGGACCUGGGGUCGGCGGGCGGCAGCAGCAAGCCCAUGCACUGCGGCCUAGUGGAGUCGGUGUUGACGGGGGGCUGCUUCUACUACUCCACACGGCCCUGGCGGCUGAAGCCAGAUGCGCCGGAGGGGGUUGCCAUCAAGGAGCCGGUCUACGGUGACAAGCACCAGGGGUUCCUGCCCAGGGGGGAUUGCGCGUGUGAGGAUAACUGCUGCGGCAAGAACAGGGCCCGCCUAGCCCUGCAGCAGCUGCGUUCCGAGGGCGUGCAGUACAAGUUGGAGAUACGGCGCGUGUCUUUGGAGCGGGAUCGCAACGACCUGGGCGUGUUUGCGCUGGAGUAUAUCCCCGAGGGCACCUACCUGGCAGAAUACGUGGGGGAGUGGAUCACAAGCAUGGAGGUGCAAGACCGCGAGCGGCUCUACCAGCCAGUCGGGCUGCACUACAUGUACGACAUGGAACAACGGCACGAGCUGAGCAAGGAGGAGGCAGCGACGGCGCUGAUGGCGGUGGACGGCACACACAUCGGCAACGUGUCCCGCUUCAUCAACCACCGUUGCGAGGGAGCCAACCUGAAGUCGGUCAAUGUGUGCAUGGGCGGUCUGGAUGAGUCCCAAAUGGCCGUCCUGCUGCGCACCCUCCGCGCCCUGCAGCCGGGCGAGGAGCUCACACUAGACUACCAGCAGGGGCGGUCAGUUGAGGUGAAGGCGGAGAUACGAGCCAACCCCAGGGGCGAGGUGCGCUGCAGGUGUGGUGCCCCGAAGUGCCUUGGUGUCGUGUUUCCACGGAUUGACGUGGACGGCGAGGAUAGGGUCCUGCAGCGUGGCACUGGAGGAGCAGGAGGAAGAGGAGGAGGGGGAAGAGGAGGAGCAGGAGCAGGAAGGGGAGCAGGCGGCGGAGGGCGGGGUGGCGGACGGGCGCCCCAACACCACCAGCACCCCCCAGGCCGCCCGGGGUCCUCCCGGCAAGCCAUUGGGGUGGUGGCAGGCCCCUCUCACUGCCCCUCCGGUGCAGCAGCGGCAGCAGCCACGACCAGCAACAGAGGGGGAGGAGCAGGUGCUGCCGGAGCUGAUGCUGUGUGCCGCCAGGGGAGAACCUCUCUCCACUACCAUGCAGGAGGAGGAGGAGGACGUGGUGGUGGUGGUGGUGCUGGAGGGGGUGCCAGCUGUGGCCAGUCAGGGCUGGAGGCGCCUUCCAGCGCUGCCGUCACCACGGGAGGGGCUCCCGACAACAGCAGCGCCUGUGCCGGCUCAGUUGGCAGCCCGGCAGGGGCAGGGGUAGCAGCACGGGGGGGAGGAGGAGCAGGAGGUGGUGGAAGAGGAGGAGGAGGAGGAGCAGGAGCGGUGGGACGUGGACGUGGACAGCGGGAGGAGGCCGAUGCUGGUGGUGAUGCGGCUGGUACAGGUGGGGCAAAGGAGGUCGCCUUCGGGGGAGAAGCCACUGCUGCCAGCAGCCCUGGGGGAAAAGCCGACCGGAGGAGGAGGACAGGAGGCAGCACCCUCACAUUCGCACAACCACCACCACCACAACCACGAACGGCAGGAACAGUCGCCCUGCUAGCAGAACCAAUGCUGGCAGUUGCCUCGUCCCAUGCAGAAGCGGUUGUUGGUGGCACCACAGCUGCAUUCUCGGCGGGCCCUGCUAUCACCCCUGCUACUGGUACCCCUGCUGCUGCAGCUGCUGCAACAGCUGCGGCCACUGUUGCUGCUGCCGCUGCUGCUCCUGCUGCUGCCAAGCGGCACCGCGGGGAGCAGGGGGCGGGCCACACCCUAGCUGCAGGCAGCCCAUCUCGUCGGCGCCUGGGGGGCAGCGACAGCCGCAUGGUGGUGGAGGUAGAGCCGGAGGUGGGCAGUGUGGGUGCAGACUCCGGCAGCACUGCGGCUAGUGGCAGUGGCGGCGGUGGCAUGACGACUGCUGGCGCCGAUGAAGAAGGACUGCUAGCGGAAACAACAGCAGCAGCAGCAAGGGCAGGAGUAGUGACAGGAGCAGCAGUGGCAAUGGAAGCGGCUAGGAGUGGUGGUGGUGGGGCUGCUGCCAGCUGCUGCCUGAGUGGCAGCCGCACCUGGGGUGAGAUGGAGGAGGAGCAGAUGGAGGAGGAGCAGAUGGAGGAGGAGCAGGUGGAGGUGGAGCAGGUGGAGGUGGAGCAGGUGGAGGUGGUGCCUGGUGAUGGUGAUGAUGAUGGUGGCCAUGCAGGCCGGAAUGGUGCAGCAGCCCACGCAGCAGCAGCAGCCUCCCCGCCCCUCCAUGGUGUGCAGGCCGCCUCCCCGCCCCCCGCAUCCCGCAGGCUGGCCAGCCACACCCGCAAGCCGGCGGCGGGGGGACGCAGGAGGAGCUGCAAGCUGCAGGCCGCCUCCUCCUGCGAUGGUAGUGGUGGUGGUGGCGCUGCUGCUGUGGUGGCGGCACCUGCUGCUGUGGGCAGUGCGGCAGCAGCAGCAGCAGCGGCUGGAGGCAGCAGCAGCGGCGGUGGUGGAAGGGGCAGCACCGCCCAGCAGGUGCCUGCCACAGCAGGGCUGAUGGAUGUUGGAGAAGAGGAG
Messenger RNA from Astrephomene gubernaculifera, 3477 nucleotides. The record is from the annotation of a GenBank genome assembly. Lineage: Eukaryota; Viridiplantae; Chlorophyta; Chlorophyceae; Chlamydomonadales; Astrephomenaceae.